CAGACGCUGUCCAAAUCGAAACAUCAAAUGUCUGAAGAAUGAAUGUUCAUUUUUAUUUUGUUUUAGUUUCUUUUAACUUUUUUCCUUUUUUUUUCGGCCAACAGGUCUGUGCAGGGUGGAAACCGAGCACCGGUUUGUAAAAUUUGUCCGUAGCUGCAGAGCUCCGCUCAGCGCCCCACUUCUAUUCUAAAACUCCAGUUUGCUGUUCUAAAGUCAAAGUGUUUGGAGACUUUUGGGGUCUGUUUGCCAGCUAUCACAUUAGUGUGUCUACUGCGGCUGUUUCAGUACCAAAUUAUUAUUUUUUUUCUUGCCACUUUUUGAAAAUUAGAUGAUAUAAUUAUUUUUAAAUUGAACUGAAUGUGUCACGUUGGGUGUUUAAAGGUUCUAGAACGGCACGUAGCAGCAUUUGUACAAGAAGAAACACUGAAUCACAGAUAAACUACCUGAAUUAUUUAAAGUCACCAUUAAACACCGUGAAUGUUGCAUUUGCACUGAAGUGAUGAUCAGAGGUGGAGAUUUGACUGGUAUCGGACAGAGCCUGGAUUUCUCUUUUAUUAACCCUUAAUACCUGUUUGUUUGCACUCGACCAGGCCACUUUGUUUUAUAUAUUAAAAUGUUUAUAUGCACAAGAAUAAUACAAUCGAGUUUGUCACUACUUGGCUUAAUUUGUUUGGAUUUCUGUUUGUGUGACUCAUGAGAGGUGUUCUGUGUAUUGCGUGGCUUUUCUUCUUUUCUUUCAUUUUUUAAAAAUUAGAUUCUAAUAAAUGUUUGCACCACAAGUGUUGACUUUUUCCACCAAGCUAAAAUAUGAGCAGUUAGCUGCAGUCAGCAAUUUCAAGGUCUAAUUGAAAUGUUUCCUUGGAGCAAGAUGUCGCUUCGGUAUGGGAGAGAAGAGCAACAGAUGAGGCAACUCUGUGGAAGAUGUUUCCAUGAGGUUUGUAUCUGUGCCUUUUGGGCACUGCAGAGAUGUUUGCUCUGCUCGGCAACCUCAUUUCCAGCUGCAUAAAUGAGCCAUUUUGAACGAACGCUCCUCUCAGCCUGGGAUGUAGUGAAACAGAGACACCUAGUGGAUAAAGCUCGUUACUGCAUUGUGAAAGCGGUAGGGAAUUAACGAGGAGUGAAAGUGAAACUUAACAGAAAACUGGUUUAGUGGUUACAUAUUAAUGACAGGCGUGUUUAGUGUGGCCGAAAAACGCGGGAGUAACCGUUAUGUCGACGCUUCAGUGCUAAUGUAGCGUAACAAAAGGGUAAUGGAGACCGACACCUGGGAGAACGGCAGGACGGUGGUUGUCUCCGGUGUUCCCAAUGUGUUGCCCCCCGGCAGGAUAACUGAUAAGCUGACCAUUCACUUCCAAAGUACCCGGAAGAGUGACGGAGGAGACGUCGAAAAGGUCAAAUAUCCCACCAACAUGGACGGAGUUGCGUUUGUCACGUUUGUAAAGGCAAAAGAUGCAGCGAGGGUGGUGGAAAAGAAGCAGCAUAUCAUGACAGACAGCCAGUUUCCUGAAGACUUCGUCCUCACUGUGUUUCCCUUCAGCACAGAUGUGUUUUUCUACGUCCCAAGUGCUACGGUUGAUCUUUCCAUAUUCGGUGGCAAUCGGGACUUGGUGAUUGAGAGCCUGCGGUCAGCUCACAGAUCGCUGCGUUUUCGUCCUGUGCCCCAGCAGAGGAAAGCCUUCAUUGAGGGGCCUUUUGCAGCUGUCCAAGCCCUGAGAGGGGACCUCAUUCGCAGAGCCGAUGAGCUUCAAUCUGCAGUCACAGUCCAAACCGCUGGUAUUAACCCAAGAGAAAGCAGUCAUAAUACGAGGUUAAUAUCUCAUCACAAGUAUGUCGACUCUGUAAGCCACAGCAGCUCUAAGAGGGAACCCGCAAGCAGCUUAUCAACAUUGCUGCAGAGCCCAGGUGAGGCAAGUGAAAUCCAAAGACUGCUCUCAAAGACUCAAAACGCCUCCUUGAGGCAAAAAGUUUCCUCUGAGAGUUUGGCUCGAGGGAGGAUUUUGAAAGCAAGCAUCAAUGGAAAGGACAAACUGGAAGUUCAGCCAACAGAACAAAGAAAGGCCAACCACAUACAAGUGGUCGAGAAGGAAAUCAAAGCAUCUGCCUUAUCGGGCCUUCCUCAACCAGAUGCAAUAUCAACAACAGAGCCUUAUAAUGACGGUGCCUCACAAAAACAUCCCAGAGCAGGCAAGAUUUCAGCCACAGAGAUUAGAAGAGAGGGUGAUCUGGGGUCUCACCAGAGCAGCAUGAGCUGUUUGAAGAAUCCGAGCAGCUCAGCAGACAGAAGUAAGCUCCUCCAGACUGAACUUAAAGGUAUCUCAAAAACCUUGGAGAGAUAUACUGAAGGUCCCGCAAUGGCGUGCGCAGUCGGUCCGGAAGGUCAGGAUGAUAUCUGGGUUGACUCUUACAUAUUCAGAUACAUCAAAACAUUUCACAAGAAGGAGUUGGACAGAUGCUUUGCGGGCACUGACUUAUCUGUCAGGUAUGUUGUAGAAACUGACCUCAUGCAAAUAUCGUUGACUGAGCAGCAACGCUCCAAGGUGACCUCAGGAGUCCAGAAAGCCAUCCAGAAACUGAAAACUUUGUUUGAGUCUUGGCAAUUAAUCUUAAGAGUUCAUAAGAUAUUUUACCAUGAGGUGGGGCUGCCGGAUAAAUACCUACUAAAUCAGAUCUGUGGUGCUUUCUGUUUCCAGUUUGAAGAUGUUCUUUACAUAUUCGAGGACUCCUGCAUUAAAGCCAUCAGCCCCUCAGUCCCUAGUCUGCUGUUCAAUAAGAAAAUAAAAGAAGGGAUAAUUAAAUUCAAAGACACUCUUGUAAAUUUCAGGCAAUCUAGUAGGAAUCAUGAACGGAUGUACUUUAAUCACUGACCACAAGGGGGAGUAGUUUUCUCUUCACAAACCCUCUCCAACACUGAAGUCUAUAUUUAUCUUGUUAUUGUUACAGAUGCAAUGAUUGUUGUUUGAUACUGACACUGUGAGUUUUCAUUUGAGCAGCUAAUGAUUAGAACCAUAGAAAUAAAUUAUACAGUACUGAUUACAUA
This is a messenger RNA of Oreochromis niloticus (Nile tilapia), 3037 nucleotides long. RefSeq lists its product as uncharacterized. Gene Ontology annotation, molecular function: RNA binding. The transcript is spliced from 3 exons. NCBI's taxonomy places the organism in Eukaryota, Metazoa, Chordata, Actinopteri, Cichliformes, Cichlidae. Bases 1251 to 2864 code for a protein of 537 amino acids. The record is from RefSeq and is a predicted model, not a curated record.